Molecule: messenger RNA, 925 nt
Organism: Volvox carteri f. nagariensis
Lineage: Eukaryota; Viridiplantae; Chlorophyta; Chlorophyceae; Chlamydomonadales; Volvocaceae
Exons: 2
Coding region: 1-852 (283 amino acids)
Source: RefSeq, a predicted model, not a curated record
AUGUGGAUUUUUGACAUGCAUGGCCCUGGUGUUUACUGCUUACAGGACGACCUGGUUGCCAACGAACUGCUGGAGAAUACAGUGGUAACCUUCAACCUAGCAGGGUGUCAGAAGGCGUACUCUGUCAUCGUUGUGGACUCCAACCAGGAUGGCUCUGUCAGAACGUACCCUGGCAACCAGCCUCAUCCGGGGUUCACGUACUGCAUGGCAUGCAACUAUGCCUUGUGGCCAACACAGCCACCACCAAAGCUUGUGCCUGCUUCAGAGAGCAUCACCGGCAAGCUUUGGGACGCAUGCGACAGGGCAUUGCGUGGGAUUGCCGCCACAAUGCCUAAGGCGGCGGCCGUAAACACUGCUGACACCACGCGAGUUGGUGGUGCAGCUAAAGCCAAGGGUGGCAGAAGUGGCGGUGCUCACCACAGCAGCAGCGGCAGUGGUUUACAGAAGCAAGGCUGCACUGGUGGUGAAAACUGCAGCAACCAGGUGUCACCCCCUCCACCUGCACUGCCUGCGGUGUGCUUAAAUGGCCCUGAGCCCAGUGAGGAUGUGGCUAAGCACAAAUUCUUCAAUGGACUCGCAGGCUGGAUGCCCAGUGCUAGUUCGAAGAGCCCGCUUGCCAACAUCCGGGCUCAUGUGAAGGCGAAGACGCAUAUUGAGAAUAUGCACUGGCUACGCCUGCUGGCACGCAGCGGGGCUGGCCACUUCAGCUGGCUCCGCAAGCCCAUUGCUGGAGUGCGACUCUGCCCGUAUGCAGUUCCACUCCUUCGGCCGAAGGCUGAGCCACUGCUGGUGCUGGACAGCACUGCAGCACCAAACCCAAGCAACAACCCAAGGUAUGAUGUUGUCUCAUGAGAAGUAGUAAAAUUGGGCUUGCAUGCUAGACAUUGCAACUGCUUGCUUGCAUGAUCUGCGGGACUCAAAUGAG